CAGAACCAAACACCACCACGAGCACACGCCCGCUCUCCCGGCACCGGUCGCCCGCGGAGUGAUCAUUUCACCGGGAGUUUGUUCGUCGGGCCGUGCUACAAGUUGGUCUCAGGAUCAGAUUUUUUACGAGCAUGGACGGAUCGAGCGCGAGCGGUGAGAGCGGUGGCGGUGGCGGUGGCGCGCGGGGCGGGCGUGGCAGGAGGUGGAAGGGCAAAGGGGUCACGCCCAUACAACCGCGGCGGCAGCUGGCGCCACUUUUGGAGGACGCGUCGGCGGCAUUGCUGCGCCCGCUCAAGAAGAUUGGACGGGCAGCCGACCGCCUCUACCGGUCCGCACCGUCGCUGUCGACGCCUUCGUCGGCCCCGCCUUCACCUCGCUCCAACACCACGCCGUCGCCGCCUUUGGCGCGCCAUAUCUCCCCGUUCGCGUACGAGCCCUCGACGCCGGUGGGUGGGAGCCCGCGGCUGCUCCCGCCAUGGCAGCACUCCAGCAUGUCACACCCGGCGUCGCCGCAGCAGCAGAAGCCGCAGCCCUUGCAGCAUCAGCAGAUGAUAUCGUUCGGCGCACCGCCCCAGUACCAGAUGCAGUUCUUCGUGCCGGAGAGCGCGCAACAGCAGCAGAUGCUGCUGCGGUACUGGAGCGAGGCGCUGAACCUGAGCCCGCGCGGCGGCCAGGCCGGUGCGCUGUCGUCCCUGUACCAGCAGCUGCUGCGGGCUCCGCCGCCGCCGCAGAAGCUGUACCGCGGGGUGCGGCAGCGGCACUGGGGAAAGUGGGUAGCGGAGAUCCGGCUUCCGCGGAACCGCACGCGUCUGUGGCUCGGCACCUUCGACACCGCCGAGGACGCCGCCAUGGCGUACGACCGCGAGGCCUUCAAGCUCCGCGGCGAGAACGCGCGGCUCAACUUCCCGGAUCGGUUCCUCGGGAAGGGCCACGCCGGCGGGAGCGGCCGCACCAGCGCCAGCUCCGCAGCCGCCUUGACUGUUGGCGCCACGUCGGUCUCGUCGUCGUCGCCUCCGGAGACUCCUGACGAGGCAAACACACAGCAAACGCCGCCGCAGCGGGUAGAAGGAUCGUCGGACAAACAGCAACAGCCUCCGGUCGUGACGUCGUCGCAGCAAGAAUGCGGCUCUGGCAACACAGCCAUGGCCUACUCCGCUGAAAUGUUUCACACGCCGGUGGCGUCAGGCAGCGAGUGGGGUCCGGCCGACGAGGCAUGGUUCAACACCUGGGGCCCCGGGAGCUCGUUCUGGGACUACGACAUGGACAGCACCCGCGGCCUCUUUCUCCACGGGCGCUUCGCAGGUGAUGAGGCCGCCAUGGAGCACUCCAACGCACAAGAAACCAUAGCGACACCUGCGGCGGUAACAUGGAUGGACACGCCAUGCGAUCACGUCCCGGUAACCCCUGCUUCUUCUUCCCAUCUUCACUCCCCGACACCUCAUAAUCCUACUAUCUUAAUGGACUAAACAGCACAUCCUAUCACCUUGCUGAUUCGUUCUUUGUCCGCACUCCUAUUACAUGCAGAAAUAGCACUAGCUAGGAUAGAGAUGCACGCAUGUUUCAGGUUUUUAAGACAACUUGCGGCAUCACACAGAUUCACAUCACAGCACCAUUCACGAACCAUUAUUCGGCAUUGCCUUUCUUCAUCAAACCUUUCUUCUGAAAACUACAAGGAAGCCCUGCUCUAGGCUGCAAUUUUUAGGUCAGCUUGUAGAGCAACCAGUGAAUUUCCCUCCCAUGUUCUGUGUCACUGUCACCUAGGUAUGACUCCUGUGUGUUAGAUAUUCUUAGUUAGCUAGACUCUUCACAGUGUUGUUCAGUCUGUGAGAUAGCUUCACUGAUUUAGCUAUUUGAUUCACCGAGUUACGAUAAUGGAUUUAUGUAUGUAUUACUCUGAAUUAUUACUUUGUACUCUUUUCUUUUC
Molecule: messenger RNA, 1924 nt
Organism: Phragmites australis (common reed)
Lineage: Eukaryota; Viridiplantae; Streptophyta; Magnoliopsida; Poales; Poaceae
Product: ethylene-responsive transcription factor ERF054-like
Exons: 2
Coding region: 132-1466 (444 amino acids)
Biological process (GO): regulation of DNA-templated transcription
Molecular function (GO): DNA binding; DNA-binding transcription factor activity
Source: RefSeq, a predicted model, not a curated record